GUUUCAGCGUACCUCGGCACCGGGUGAGUUUUAGUAUAUGCCCGAAGUUGGGGAUUGCGUGGGCAUUGUGACCCGUCCCAGGCCAUGGACUAGGAGGCCAGAAGAUCACCACGGUGCCGCGCCGGGAUGGAUCCACUCAGAGCCCAACAGCUGGCGGCGGAGCUGGAGGUGGAGAUGAUGGCUGAUAUGUACAACAGAAUGACCAGUGCCUGCCACCGGAAGUGCGUGCCUCCCCAUUAUAAGGAAGCAGAGCUGUCUAAGGGCGAGUCUGUGUGCCUGGACCGAUGCGUCUCCAAGUACCUGGACAUCCAUGAGCGGAUGGGCAAAAAGUUGACAGAGUUGUCUAUGCAGGAUGAAGAGCUGAUGAAGAGGGUGCAGCAGAGCUCUGGGCCCGCAUGAGGCCCCAGACAGCAUAUACCCCAGGUGCACCCUGCCUCUUCCCACUUGUCUAAUAAAAGUGCUGCCUAUUAGGGGUCAUUCGUGAAGACUGCCAGGCCUAGACUCUCUUUGGAGAGUCUCCAGAGCCUAGAGUGUGAUAGAGUUCUGUCUUAUUUGAAGAAGGGGUAUUUGUCACACUGGUGUGUGACUAUGUGUUUAUGUGUAUGUACAUAUAUAUUAAACAAGUUUGUUGAUA
Messenger RNA from Cynocephalus volans (Philippine flying lemur), 634 nucleotides. RefSeq names its product translocase of inner mitochondrial membrane 10 (gene TIMM10). The record is from RefSeq and is a predicted model, not a curated record. The transcript is spliced from 3 exons. Lineage: Eukaryota; Metazoa; Chordata; Mammalia; Dermoptera; Cynocephalidae. Gene Ontology annotation, cellular component: mitochondrial inner membrane. The coding region runs from base 127 to 399 and encodes 90 amino acids. Gene Ontology annotation, biological process: protein insertion into mitochondrial inner membrane.